UGUAUUCUACUCUGUUUGAUGAAGUGAGACAAAGACCAAUCGACAUGAAGAUGAAAAAUCGACUUCAGCUUGUAGCCUUCGACAAAACUGCACAAAAGUUCUUCUGCAAGGUGUGUCAGAAGUCGUUUACAAACAGGAGCACCUUAUUAGAUCAUAUAAAACUACACACUGGGGAAAAUCUAUUAAGCUGCUCAUUCUGUGACGUAUAUUACACUAUGUUUGAUGAAAUGAGAAAAAUACCCAUCCACAUCAAGAUGAAAAAUCGACUUCAACUUGUAGCUUUCGACGAAACAACACAAAAAUUCUUCUGUAAGGUGUGCCAGAAGUCAUUCACUAACAGGGGCAGCUUAUUGAAUCACACACGACUACACACUGGAGAAAACUUACACAACUGUUCCUUUUGUGGUAAACAGUUUACUAAAAACUCUCAAUUGGUCUCACAUGAAAGGACUCACACUGGAGAGAAGCCAUUCAAGUGUAAUAUUUGCCUCAAAUCAUUUGGAGAUCCUUCACCUCUCACUAGACAUAUGAAAACGUAUCACUUGAAGCAAUGAUCUAUGU
Messenger RNA from Owenia fusiformis, 561 nucleotides. Lineage: Eukaryota; Metazoa; Annelida; Polychaeta; Sabellida; Oweniidae. The record is from the annotation of a GenBank genome assembly.